UCCACACAUCUCAGCGUUGGCGUGUGGCUGGAGCAGCCGUGUUCUGUGGUGCGGCCGCGGCGUUUAAAUUUCGGGAGCUGGAAAGUGCCUUGCGUGGAAACCGUUUUAACUUGGUUUGCUUGAAGGUUUAACGAGCACAGUAAGACAGGCCUCUGCAUGGCUUUUUCUAUGGAAGUUGCCAUUAAGGCUAUCACGCUCGGCUGGACCCCUGAGGACUUCGACAGCUCUGGUAAUCAAACAGUGCUUGACGAGCUAAAGGAGUUAGCACCUCACUUUCUCACAUCCGACACUUACAAGAAGUUGAAGGAGGCUGAAGUUAUUGCUACGACUGCAGAAGAACGAUAUCAUCAAGCUUCUUAUAUGAGGACUGUGUGGAGGGACAUUCGACAGUCUUGCCAAAGAAAAUGUAAUCCAGUACUGCUGAUUGACAAACAACAUAAUAGACAAGUUGAGAGGCUACAGGCCACAAUUUUGCUUUCUCAAGAUCCCUUUGGAUGUCUUUUGGGUACGGAAGAUCCUGACCUAGAGCUGAUUUUCAUAGAUGAAAUACAUCAUGCAGUUUCAAGACAUCUCGACCACCAUCGAUCAAGGCUGUUACGCUAUUUGGAUCACGCUGUCACGAAUGCAGGUGUGGGAAUUGCAGUCCAGUCCAUGUGUGCAGAUGUUGAUGGCAUCAAAAGGUCAAUUUUCAUGCUGAGGCUCCAGCGUGUAGAGUGCCUACGUAAAUUUGAGAAGGUGUUAAAAGCAUUCAAUACAAGAAGUUUGUCAUUGCCUGAGCUGGAUGGAGCAGAGCACUUACUUUUCUGCAAGCUGGAGAAGGCUAUCGACAUGUACAUCUACUUUGCAGAACUGUUUGAAAUGGAAUAUUAUUUCACAUUUGGAGAUGACCAUAAAACAGGCAGGGGCAUGCAGAUCGUCAUCCCUGAGAUGCAAAAUGAUUUUUUACAUCAACUUCUGGAGGCUCAAAGAAAACUGAAGCAAAAGGAGGCAUUACUUGAACAAUUUGAGAAGAUCUGGUCUCCGAGGGUUGAGUCAAUGAUUAAAGAGUACCACUCGAAACUUCAGGAACUCCGUGUCCUGAGACUGGCAAAUAAUUUAGAAUAAAGGUCAUCAAGAAAACGUUUCUAUUGGUAUUGCACCUGUGAGCUUCCCUUUCGAAGAGCGACACUCAAGCCACCUAUUCCAGCAGGACAUAUUUUUUGUACUACAUGGAAAUAUUGAGAAAUCCGAAGCUGUAAUUUUUGACAAAAUAAAGAUGUUAAAGUGCGA
Molecule: messenger RNA, 1269 nt
Organism: Dermacentor andersoni
Lineage: Eukaryota; Metazoa; Arthropoda; Arachnida; Ixodida; Ixodidae
Source: RefSeq, a predicted model, not a curated record